GCACUCCAAGGAAGCAAACGGCAUGAGACACUGUAUCAGUUCAUUGCCUUCUGGUGUCUUCUCUGCAGGGGAACAUUUUGUGGACCGGCACCGAGCAGAGCUAAUUCAACGGGUCUCUAUGGUGGAUGGGGUCCUGGACAUGCUGUGUGGCACUGUGCUGGAUAACGAGCAGUACCAGAGCAUCCGAGCCGAGAGAAGCAACCCGGAGAAGAUGCGGAAGCUGUACGAGCUCAUGCCGAGCUGGAACCGGGUCUGCAAGGACCGGCUGUACCAUUCACUGAAGGCCAAGCACAAGUUCCUCAUUGAAGAACUUGAGGGGAAAUGAACGCAAUAAA
Molecule: messenger RNA, 335 nt
Organism: Mauremys reevesii (Reeves's turtle)
Lineage: Eukaryota; Metazoa; Chordata; Testudines; Geoemydidae
Product: apoptosis-associated speck-like protein containing a CARD
Exons: 1
Coding region: 23-325 (100 amino acids)
Biological process (GO): regulation of apoptotic process; inflammatory response; innate immune response
Cellular component (GO): canonical inflammasome complex
Source: RefSeq, a predicted model, not a curated record